CAGUGAAAGGGACACUGUCCCUUUCCGAAUCCCUCUGUCGCACUUGAUCCCAGUCGAAAUAAUCUAACGAUAGGGACGGGUCAACUUGGUCAAAUAGAGGAAUCAAUCAAAAAUAAUCGCUGUUAGUAGUGCUUACUCAUAGCUUGAAGUAUGGUAAAGUGAACAUUGGGAUAUUCUUGGAUUUUUUUUUCUUUACAUCGACCGUUGAGGGGGUAGGCUACUCGUGGAGUUAAAAGGCGGACCACUUGUGUUUUCCCUGGUUCUGUCAGAUGAACAAGUCGUAAGAAGUCGAUACCACUCGCGCAUUUUUCCAGCUGACAUCUUUGUGUUAGAUACAGAGCCAUAAAACCCUGUCUGCAGAUGAAGAGGUCCCAAUGAAUGUCACAAGAAAAUAAGGCAAAGGAAAGCUCCCCCUGUCAUGGCUGCUCCAUCCUUCCUCCUCCUCUUCCCCCUGGGUUUGCUGUCUGCUGUGAGAUCAGUCUCGCUGAUGGACCCUGGCUCUAUGACGUCAUCAGAUCCCUCCGUCCAGGCUCCUCAUUUGACUGGGUGUAAGUCCAGGGAACAGGAGACGUUUAGGUGUUGGUGGAGUCCCGGAAGCUUCCAGAAUCUCACGGAACCCGGAGCACUGCAAAUCCAGUACUGGAAGAAGAAUGACUUGACGAAGGAAUGGAAGGAGUGCCCUGACUACUCCUCCUCUGUGAAGAACGAGUGCUUCUUUAAUAAGAACAACACGGUUAUCUGGAUCAAAUACUGUGUGCGGCUCCACUCUGAACGCCAGAACAAAACCUACGAUACCUUGUGCUUCGAAUUGCAGGACAUUGUGCACCCUGACCCGCCAGUGGCUCUGAAUUGGACGCUGCUGAACAUCAGCCGGUCGGGCCUGAACUAUGACAUCAUGGCGAGCUGGGAACCCCCGCCCUCGGCCGACGUAUCCGUUGGAUGGUUGACACUGGUGUAUGAAGUCCAGUACAGGAGGAGGAACAGCUCACACUGGAAAGUGUUGGAGCAUGAGUUUGGCACCAAGCAGUCUAUCUACGGCCUUCAGACAGGAGAGGCGUACGAGGUGCGUGUGCACUGUGCAAUGAGGGCCUUCAAUAACUUUGGGGAGUUCAGUGAUGUCAUCUUUGUCCACGUGCCAGAGAUUCCCAAUAAAGAGUCAACGUUCCCUGUGACUCUGGUCCUGAUCUUCGGGGCUGUGGGCGUGGCCAUUCUCCUCAUGCUCAUCAUCUUCUCUCAGCAGCAGAGAUUGAUGGUGAUUCUGCUGCCUCCUGUCCCUGCACCCAAAAUCAAAGGGAUAGAUCCAGCACUGCUUAAGAAGGGAAAGCUGGACGAGCUGAACUUCAUCCUGAGUGGAGCUGGUAUGGGGGCUCUCCACUCCUACCCCCCGGACCUGUACCAGGACGUGCCCUGGGUGGAGUUCAUCGAGCUGGACGCAGACGAGCCUGAGCCUGGGGAGAAGGACAACCAGAGCUCAGACUCACAGAGACUGCUGGGUCACAACAACCACCACACAAACCAUGGCUGCUUUCAUGGCCCCAGUAUCCCUGAUGAUGACUCUGGCCGGGCCAGCUCCUAUGAUCCAGAGCUGCCUGACCAGGAGACCCUGAUGUUAAUGGCUGCCCUCCUGUCCUGCCAACCCAACAAAGUUGAGCCAUGCUUGCGGAACUGUAGCCACUCAAGCACCCCAUCCCUAGAUGUGCUGGAGGUCCCAUGCCCCGGGCUCCAGGCUCCAGACUUACCUCCAGAGGGAGGGGAGAGGCACCUGGUCCAGACCCAGCUGGGAGGCCCUCGGAGCUGGGUUAACAUGGACUUCUAUGCCCAGGUCAGCGAUGUGACGCCCACCGGAGGGGUGGUGCUCUCGCCAGGCCAGCAGGUCGGAGCCCCGGAGAACACUCCAACAACAGAGAAGGAUAAGAAGGGAAAAAUGGAGGGAGGAGAGGAGGAGAGUGAGGAAGAGGGGGAGAGGAGAACAAACAAGCUGAAGUUUCAGCUGCUGGUGGUUGCUCCUGAGGCAGGGGGCUACACGACAGAGAGCAGUGGCCGGCAGAUGAGCACCCCUGACCCCUCCUCACCUGGGGAGGUCUACCACACCUUCCCCCCACCUUCUGCUGAGAGCAAGCCCCACCAGGAGGCCUAUCUUCCUGCUACCACCCUCCUAGGGGACUACCAGUCCCCCUACAUCCUUCCUGACUCCCCCCCUGCUCAGUUCCUCCCCCCUGUUUCGGACUACACUGUGGUUCAGGACGUUGAUUUCCAGCACAGCCUUCUCCUCAACCCCCCUUCCCCCCAGAGGUCCCCUACCUGUUCCCCACAACCUCCCUCCAAGCCCCUGCCCGUCAUGCCCAUAGGGUACCUCACCCCAGACCUGUUGGGCAACCUCUCGCCUUAAGAAAACUACACCGCCCAGGAGGACUUGGGGCGUAGAGGUUGGAGGCCACUUGUCAUGAAGUCAAUAAUCAUCACAGACAGCCUUGUUCUACUUGAUCAAUGCUGGAAGCCAAAUAUCUCACGGGACAGACUCGACAACAAGCAUGGUUGUUUGUUUGAGAGUUUGCUUGAAGGGAAGCUGAGGAAGAGAAAUGUUUAGUUGUUGUGUUUGGCUUUUAUGAGUGACUGGAACUUGAGGAAAGAGCUUCUGUAAAAUUGGCCUUUCUGGUUUGACAGAGCUUAAAGUAAUACGUGAACAGAUCUUACUGUGUUUCUUUCUAAGACUGAGACACCGAAAAACCCACAGUCUGAAACCUUGAAAUGCACGGUUCUCUAAUAUACACACAGAUACACUUAUGCACCAUACAUACACAGACAGACAAGCUCAGACAUGGUUCUAGUUCUAUGUUACCUGAUACUUCAAUAUAUCUGUUGUUUGACUGAUGAGGUGCAAUGUAAACAUUUGCCUUGCAGACACACCUAGUCCCACCUUAAUGUAUAAAUAUCUACGUUUAACAUAUACAUAUUUAAUAUUCUAGCUUAUUGGUUUAAGUCUUAAUUUGACUGUAGAUGGAUCCAAUAACAACAUGUCUGGGAGAAUAACAAGCACAUCUACUUGCCAUUUAUACAAACACACCAACUUUAACAUCAUCGUUAUGGCCCCAUUAAUUGACAGAACACUUGAGUGUGCUGUUUGUCAAACUUAGCGCUACAGCGAGCAGUGACUAUUAGUAACUACGGUCAUUCAUUUUGCGCUCAUUAUUUUGCUUAAUGGCAUAUUUUCAUGCUUAUAUUUCUCUUGCAUCCUUUUUGCGGCAGAGUCAUCUAAUUAUUACCAGACUGAGGUCAGUUUUUAACACGGCCAUUAGACGACCUGCCUGCACUCACUGUGACAACUCAGACACCGGUCACUAUAAUAAACAGAGAACAAGAAAACCCGUAACACCAAGCAGAUUUCACUUACAGCGUAGACUUAAUUCUCACAAUAUAGGAAAGACUGCUUUUAUAUGUUCUACUUUCUGACUUUGCAUUAAUUGUAAAUGCAGGGACAAUAGAGCUCCACAGUGGAGGUGUCGUCAUAACCAUAAAACCUAGUGGUCAAACAGGGAAAUAGUUCCAAUCAUUCAUUUUCCACCAUAGGGGAUUUUUAGAAACACUUAAAAUAAGGGUUGUGUUUCGUGUAGGCUUUCCCUGGCGUGGCGUUUUGAUAACCUUGUAAAUCUCACGGACAAGGUGACUUUAUCAAUAUAUUCAGAUCUAUUCACGCUCAGAAUCGAAAAAUGCUAAUUUAUGUCAAAGCAGACAUGCAAAACUACAAAUCCCUGCAGGCUCCUGCACGUCGUCUCCAGCUGACACCUUUGCUAACAGAUAUUGUGUCAAUUUAAAAUUUGCACAAGACAGUUCAUAGAAUUCUCUGUUUAAAGAAAUGUUGCCAAUAUAUUCAUUACUACAUUUGGCUAACAAUGGUUCAUCCAGAGAUUCUCACCUUUGCCUAGAUUUGGCAGUCUUGUCCAGAUCAUCAUGGCAUUUGUAGUUCUUUAUGAUAGUGACAUAAGCAUGAAUUAGCAUUUCAUUUUUGUGCAGGUAAAUACAGUUAAAUAUAUUGAUAAGACACCUUGUCCUUGAGAGAUUUAUAUGGUUCUCAAAACGUCAUGCCAGGAUAAACCUACACGAAACACAGCCCUUAGUUGACCUAUUUCUAAAAUCCCCUAAGGGAAAGAUUUAUGGUGGGAAAAGGAUUGGAAUCAUUUCCCUGUUUGACCACUAGGUGUUAUGGGUAUUAUGACUCAUACUGUGGUACUACUCUAUGACUGGAAAUGUGAAAAGGGGUAGUUAUAAUAUUUGUCUGUUUCUAAAUGUAAUGUGCUCUCGCUUGCACUUUAUAAUGAUAGUAAAAUGAGCUCCUUUUGAUGUUGUGAAAUAUGUACUUAGAAGCUCAGAGCUUUCUAUACGCCCACAACCUUACAAACAUACCCAGGCACGCACACACACAGAAGGGGAAAGGAUAGUAUCCACUCUUCUUUUGAGCUGACAUACACACACACUGUCGUAAAGGACAACAACUGGCUGUGAACAGGAAAUGUAACAUUAAAACAAAGAACACAUUAUCAUAUUUGAUUCAUCUGCAUUAGUAAUUACAGGGGAAUGCUAUGAUCCCUUAAUGAUGUCACUUGUUACAUCCACUUCAAUCGGUGUAGACGAAAGGGAGUUAACAGGUUAAAUAAGGAUCUGUAAGCCUUGAGACAAUUCAGACAUGGAUUGUGUAUGUGUGCCAUUCAGAGGGUGAAUGGGCAAGACAACAGAUUUAGGUGCCUUUGAACGGGGUACGGUAGUAGGUGCCAGGGCCAUUGGUUUGUGUCGAGCUGCAACGCUGCUGGGUUUUUCACCCUCAACAGUUUCCCGUGUGUAUCCAGAAUGGUCCACCACCCAAAGGAUAUCCAGCCAACUUAACACAACUGUGAGAAGCAUUGACGUCAACAUGGGCCAGCAACCCCGUGGAAUGCUUUUGACACCCUGUAGAGUCCAUACCCCGACAAAUUGAGGCUGUUCUAAGGGUAAAUGGAGAUGGGGGGGUGCAACUCAAUGUUAUGAAGGUGUUCCUAAUGUUUGGUAAACUCAGUGUACAUGUAUCAUCACUCAAUUUGCUUAAAGUCUGUAUUUUGCAUUAGUAAGAAAUGUUUCCAUGUAUUGUGAUUGUUGUUUAUACAUCAUGCUGUUUUUUGUUGUCUUGUUUUAGUUUUCUACCUUAUGCGCAUUGAGCGUGGAAAAUACACACUACAAAUGAAAUAUUAUUAUCAUCAUCAGAAAGAUGAUCUUGAUCCACAAGAGAACCAUCAGCUCCAGAGGAUAUGUGUCGUCCCACUGAACCAAAACUGGCUGAAUCAACAUUGUUUCCACGUCAUUUCAACAAACAAAUUCAAUGUGAUUACUUUGAGUCAGUGUGGAAAACUGAUUGGAUUUGCGAAGUUUAUUUGUAUAACUGGGAUCCAUUCAGCCUGUACAAACUGCAUCAUAAGGACUAAAAGCCUCUCUGUAAGUGCAGGAAAUCUGUGAUUAUUUUGUGUUCACUACAGGAACUCUUGAACUUGACGAUUCGCAUGGCUUUAUCACAAAUACAACAGCAUAGAAUAAGCUAUUUUAGAUUGAAGCUGUGACACAGCCCUUGCCAAUCAAACCUUAAGACCAGGUUUCUGAGGUAAAUAUGAAACAUAUAUUAUGCCGGCACAGCAAGAAUGUUCACUUGUGGAUUCAUCUAUUUAACAAUUAAUGAAUGAUAGCAUGUGUCUAAAAACAGUUAUCGUUCACAACCUGUGCAAAUGUGCCUCUCUCUUUUUCUCUCUCUGCUACCAGCAUGUAAACAUUGAAAAAUAAAUGUCUUAAUAUAUCUCUACUAGUGCUGUAACAACUACUGUAUUAUGUAUGUUGUAUUUUGUCUUGUUACUAGUCAGAAAUAUUGCUGCUCGGCACAUUUCCUGUCUGCAUUCAGCCUUGCCACGGGCUUAUUCAGGCGGAUGUAACUUCAUAGAAGGUUGAAAUAGAAAUGCAUUAUCAUGGAACAGACAUUGUUCUAUGUUGUGUAGUAGAAUAUGAAAGCAUUGGAAUCAGCUCUAUUCGUUGCAUUUCUAUAUGCAACAUUCUAAAACUUUGCAAUUAACUGAAUAAGCCAGAGGUGCCUAUGUGUAUGUACACUAUAAGGAAAGCUCUAUCAGAUUAUUUAGACAAGUACUGCUAAGGUUUAGUCUGUUGGACGUUGGUAAAUGUUUGUAUAGUGGAAUGUGCAAUGCGACAUGGACGUGGUUUGUAGCAUCCAAGGUUGCUAUACCCAAGGUGUAACACUUUACCUUACACCCAGAGUCAUAACACAUUAUGGCACAGUCAUAACCUGUCAUAACAUGCUCAUAUCACUGUCAUGACCCAUAGAUUUACACCUGUUGUGACAUAUUAUGCAUUAUUUUGUGGCUGGUUCUGACACCUACAUAAGUGUCAAAACACACAUUUAUUCAAAUGAGUUUUUUCCAUGCCAAAUAGUUUCCUUUUUUUGAAAGUUUUGAAUUUUAAAUUAUGUUUUGUUGUUGCAAUGAAUUCUUUACAGUAAUGUUUUUUUAUUAUCAGAUUUUAAUUAACUUGAAGAAAAUACACUUUAUGACACUGUCAUGAAGCAUUAUGACCAUCCUGUGUCAUUUUACUUGGAUUAAGAAAAUACACUUUAUGACACUGUCAUGAAGCAUUAUGACCAUCCUGUGUCAUUUUACUUGGACUAAGAAAAUACACUUUAUGACACUGUCAUGAAGCAUUAUGACCAUCCUGUGUCAUUUUACUUGGAUUAAGAAAAUACACUUUAUGACACUGUCAUGAAGCAUUAUGACCAUCAUAAUCAUAUAAGCCUCGUACAUGUCCUAAUGUCAGAUACCAGUCAAAAAGAGAGUGUCUUGUCCGCCUCCUGCGUUGGAGGUAGGUAAUACUGUGGACCCGUAGGCUGUGGUGUAAUGGAAUGUUUUGCCUUGUGUGGUACAUUAGGUUUUGUGGGAUUUGACAUUCUUAUGUAGGUGUCAUAACCAGCCAUAAAAUAACGCAAUAUAUGUCACAAUGGGUCUAAAUAUAUGUGUCAUGACAGCGUUAUGACCAUAUAACAUGUUAUGACGCUGGGUGUCAAGUAAAGUGUUACCAUUCAAGGUUACCAGACAUUUGUUUACCAUUUGUGUCAGUAAUUUUGCCAAUGUACCUUAUGUUAAAUUGAAUACUAAGGUGUCAAUAUUAGCUCAAUUAUUUGUGCUUUGGAAUAUUAGACACUGUAUGAAUUAGGCUGUUAUAUAUCCAUAUUUUGUAUUUCAGACGAAGUCAAGUCUGUGAAUUAGUCUGUGAAUUAUCUAUCAUGAAUGCAUAGCAAAGUCUGUUUUAAAAUUGUAUAAGAAUUGAAGAUGGAGACACCUAUUGCCUUGAUAUUCACUACAAAGAUAAGAUAUUGUGUGUUUUGAUCCAUCAGCCAAUAAGAAGCUUUCCUACAGAGUAUUUUGUAUAUGGUGAUACAGUAUAGAUAUUGUAGCACAAGUAUUAUUUCAAGAUAUAAGCCAAUAUCUUAGUCUGAUCGUGCUGUAACUAAACUCUAUAUUGUUUUUGAUUUUUGUACAAUCCCAUGUCAUGGUUGUCGUAAGUGUUUCAUACGUUGACAAUUAAAGAGCCAGAUGAGCAGGAGGGAACUACAGAUAUGAGUUAUAGUUGUUUUUAAAUCGACACCAAGCGUCUGCAUCAGCAGACCAGAGCAUCGACGCUACAGGCUCAGGUUAUGUUUGUUUGUUUGUUAUUUUUAGGCUGAAAGUGUUGAGUUCUGGGAUUUAUUUUGGAGUUGAUUGGCUAUACCUGAUGAAAUUUGACAGGUUCGAGGUGCUUCUGAAGUUCUGCUGCAUUUUUUUCUUUCCUGUUGUUUUCUGUUCAAUAUCUUUCAAAAAGAUUCACAAUAAAUAUAUAUCUUUGUCGGUUA
This is a messenger RNA of Oncorhynchus keta (chum salmon), 7906 nucleotides long. RefSeq names its product growth hormone receptor-like. The transcript is spliced from 11 exons. Gene Ontology annotation, molecular function: protein binding. The record is from RefSeq and is a predicted model, not a curated record. The coding region runs from base 419 to 2389 and encodes 656 amino acids. NCBI's taxonomy places the organism in Eukaryota, Metazoa, Chordata, Actinopteri, Salmoniformes, Salmonidae.